This is a messenger RNA of Talaromyces stipitatus ATCC 10500, 7959 nucleotides long. Its product is annotated as polyketide synthase, putative. The record is from RefSeq and is a predicted model, not a curated record. Gene Ontology annotation, biological process: secondary metabolite biosynthetic process; fatty acid biosynthetic process. Lineage: Eukaryota; Fungi; Ascomycota; Eurotiomycetes; Eurotiales; Trichocomaceae. Gene Ontology annotation, molecular function: fatty acid synthase activity; oxidoreductase activity; 3-oxoacyl-[acyl-carrier-protein] synthase activity. Bases 1 to 7959 code for a protein of 2652 amino acids. The transcript has 4 exons.
AUGACUAUUGCAAGUGCAUCAAAUGGGCCUACCAUGGCCUCAGCAGAAUUAAAUGAGGUCACUUUCAAGGCGACAGGCUCAUUUGAAAAAGAUCCCAUCGCCAUUGUGGGCAUGGCUGCAAAGUUUCCUCAAGAAGCAAGAACUGUAGAAGAUCUAUGGAACUUUUUAUUGCAAGCCCGGCAGGCUAUGACUGAUUUUCCUGCAGACAGGAUUAAUCGUCAUGGCCAUUAUCAUCCAGAUCCAGAACAUGGUGGAACGUUUCACGUCAAAGGAGCGAAUUUCCUCCUAGAUGACCCGGUGGAUUUUGAUGCACCAUUUUUCAAGGUGACCAAAACAGAGCUAUAUACACUCGAUCCCCAACAACGACUCGUUAUGGAAAAUACAUACCAUGCACUCGAGAAUGCAGGAAUAUCUAUGAAAGAUGUCACUGGUAGUAAAACGUCGGUGUACACUACUGGUUUUAACGUCGAUCAUGCUGCACUUUUGAAUGCAGAUCCAGAAACUACCCUCAAAUACAGACCGCAGGGUACCACCAACUCGAUUAUUGCUGGUCGCGUGAGUUGGUUUUAUGACCUCAAAGGUCCUUGCAUGACCAUUGAUACUGCUUGCUCGAGUAGUAUGGUUGCAUUACAUUUGGCUUGUACAAGUUUGCAAUUAGGAGAAAGUGAUAUGUCUAUUGUUGCCGGUGCGAAUUAUCUGGCAAAUCCUAUGGAUAUCAUGGGAAUGGCCCAUCAUGGCUUCCUGUCUCCAGACGGAAAGUGUUACAGUUUCGAUCAUAGAGCAAAUGGGUACGCUCGUGGAGAAGGCGUGGGCAGUAUUGUCGUGAAAAGACUGUCAGAUGCUAUCCGCGACGGAAAUACAAUAAGAGCUGUCAUUCGUGGCUCUGGAGUAAAUCAAGACGGCAGGACAGCUGGCAUUACACUCCCAAGUGCAAGUGCGCAGGAAGAUCUGAUCCGUAAGGUCUACGCCUCAGCAGGAUUGGACCCAAAAGAUACCAGAAUGCUAGAAGCGCAUGGAACUGGAACAUCAGCAGGAGACCCCGUGGAGGCUAGUGCAGCAGCCAAAAUCUUUGGCCCACAUCGAAGUACAUUCGACCCGCUAUAUAUUGGUGCUAUCAAGUCAGGUAUCGGGCACUUGGAGGGAGGCGCUGGUGUUGCCGGAGUCAUCAAGUCUGUGAUGGUUCUCGAGUCUGGUAUCAUUCCGCCUAAUGUUAACUUCGAGAAACCUAACCUUAAGGUGCCUGUUAAGAGAUGGAACUUGAAAUUUCCCCUAGAGAACACGCCCUGGCCAACUGAAGGAGUGAGAAGAAUAUCCGUGAACUCCUUUGGUGUUGGUGGCACGAAUGCUCAUGUUAUCUUGGACGAUGCCUAUAGUUACUUGACAUCUCGGAACAUGGUUUCAAUUCACAACACCGUCGAGUCAGUACCGACGCAGGAUGAUAUUCGUCGAAAGUUGAGUGAGCUGGAAAAACCCGCAACUACUGAGGAGCUGAUAGAGAACGGGGCAAUGAUCGAGCAACUGCAGACAAAUGGCCAUGUAACAAACGGCGAUCUACCGAAUAGGGUUUCGGAAGUGAAUGGACAUAUCAAUGUCAAAGGCCUUGAAUCACGUCCAAAGAACAGGAUCUUCAGCUUUAGCUCAUUUGAUGAACAAGGUAUACGGAGAAACGCCACUAGAAUUGCUGACUAUUUGAAGAAAUAUGAGACCCUAAAUUUGACAACUGAAUCUGAAGUUCUUGAGAGGUUAGCAUUUACACUCUCCGAGAAGAGAUCGAAAUUUCCCUGGAAAUCAUUUUUGGUUGCAAGCUCUCUGAAUGACCUCUCUGAGAACCUUACAGGAGACGAUACACUGACGGUAAUCCGAGCGGGCAACAAGCCUAGAAUUGGAUAUGUUUUCACUGGACAGGGUGCUCAGUGGCAUAACAUGGGAAAAGAACUUUUAGAAUAUCCCGUUUACCGUCGCAGCAUGGAAGAAGCAUCUGAAUACAUGAAGUCGAUUGGAGCAGAGUGGUCAGUACUCAAUGAAUUAUUAGUGUCGAAGGAGAACUCUAGAGUCAACUCACCGGCACUUUCACACCCAUGCUGCGCUGCUCUUCAGAUAGCCCUGGUUGAUCUACUUGCUAGCUGGGAUAUCCUUCCUUCCCGUGUGGUCGGUCAUUCAUCCGGUGAAAUUGCCGCGGCCUAUGCUGCUGGUAAGCUUGGUAGACGGGCAGCUUGGAAGGCUGCAUACUGGCGCGGAGUUGCGUCAGCAAAGCCCCUGAAUGUCAAAGGAGCAAUGCUAGCGGUUGGGCUUUCCACGGAAGACGCCAAUUCAUACAUUGACCGAGUCAAUCGGGAGAUACCCGGAGAGCUGAUUAUUGCUUGCUUUAAUAGCCCAAAGAAUAACACUAUAUCUGGAGAUGAAGCCAAGAUUGAUGCACUCAAGGUACUACUUGAUAAAGACGGAGUCUUUGUACGGAAGCUUAACGUUACCAAUGCGUAUCAUUCCGAUCAUAUGAACUUGGUAGCUGACCACUACCUUCAAGGGAUGGGUGACCUGACUGCAGAAUCUCCAGAUAGUCGGUUUCGAGAUGCAUUGAUGUAUUCAAGCGUGACCGGAGAACUGGUUACGGACAGCCUCCUCAACGCCCGUUACUGGGUUGAGAAUAUGGUCUCACCGGUACUAUUCUCUGAGGCAUUGAUUGCUAUGGGCUAUAAACUAGAGGAGAAGAAAGCCAAGCUUCAACUCAAUGCCGAUUCCGAAUACCAGGUGGAUGUUAUCCUUGAAAUUGGCCCACAUGGUGCUAUGAAAAGUGCUAUAAAAGAGACCAUGGCGUCUCAAAUCAGGGGAAGUUCCGUGGCGUACAUGAACGUUCUCGAUAGAACCGCACCAGGUACAGAAAUCAUUCUCAAUGCUGUUGGAAGUCUUAGCUCUCGUGGCUACCCAGUCAACAUUCAAGCGGUCAAUCAAACCCCUGGAAAGAAAAUGCCCAAAAUGCUGGUUGAUCUCCCUCCUUAUAGUUUUGACCAUGCCGAGCGAAUCGUCUAUGAGAGCAGAUUGAGCCGAAAUUUCCGACUAAGGAAGCAUCCAAGACACGACCUAUUUGGAGCUCCAGUUACCGAUUGGAAUCAGGAGAACCCUCGUUGGCGUCAAAUAAUCCGUCUAAGAGAGCUCCCUUGGCUGAGGGAUCACAUUGUGACCGAAAACUUUGUUUAUCCGGGAGUUGGCUACAUCAUCAUGGCUGUCGAAGCUUGUCGUCAAAUUGCAGACCCAGCUUUGACUAUUACAGGAUUCCGGUUAAAAGACGUUUCAAUCAAACGUGCUUUGAUCAUCCCCGAUUCCAAGGACGGAAUAGAGACAAGCCUCUCCAUUACAAAGAUGGAUGAAGCUAGUAUGUUGCCAUCACAAAUCUGGAGUCGAUUUGCCAUUUCGUCAUAUAACUCUGUAGGGGAUGACUGGAUCGAGCAUUGUACAGGGUAUAUUUCCACUGAAUACGAAGCCAAGGCCAAUCCAAUAGACAACGGUCGUGAAGCAAGUUGUGAAGCAGCGAAAUGGCGCGAGACACUAGACACAACUUUCAGACAAUGCCGAUCGCCUAUGGAUAUCAACAGUAUCUACGACAACUUGGUUACAACAGGUCUUAACUUUGGGCUUCUCUUCAGAAAUCUAGGAGAUGUAAAGGGAAGCGGACAAAACCGUGGAGAAAUUGCUGCAACUCUUACGGUCCCAGACGUCGCUAAAGUUAUGCCUAAGCAAUACAUGCACCCGCACCUGAUCCAUCCAAGCACUAUGGACAGCAUGUUUCAUUAUUUCCUUUUGUCAGUUCUUGAUCUCACUGGCAAAGCAACUUUGGAAUGUGCUAUCGUUCCAGUUUUUGUCAAGGAGGCCUGGCUCUCAGCUAAGAUUCCUUCUGCGGCUGGUGCACAAAUGAAAGGGUAUGGAAAGUCAUCAAUGAUAGCGUACGAAAAGUACGAAUCCGAUAUCAUGAUAUGGGAUAGUACAGGAAAGGAAGGAUUAGUUUCAAUCAAAGGACUUCGAGCUACACCGUUAGAAUCAAAUAUCACGACAGACGUUCAAAAACGUAAUCUAUGUCACACUAUUGAGUGGCCGAUCGACGUUGAUUUUCUUACAAUUGACCUUUUUUCAAGGGUUCCAAGGUCUCCACUGGAAGCUGAGAAAAUGUACUUGUAUCGGAUUAACCGGAUGCAGCUGGCUGUCAUGCUCAACGUAACCGACGCUCUUAAUGAUCUUGCGACAGACUUCGAUCCAACGCUUCUACAAGGACACAAACGCCGUUACUAUGAAUGGUUGGUCUACCAGAAAGAGAACUUGGAAAAAGAUCAGAUAAUUCAUCUGUCUUAUAAGGAAUGGGCCGAUAGAGCCCAUGACGCGAAAUUUAAGAACCAGCUUUAUGAAGAGGUUGCAGGUUACAAUGGUGAUGGAGCACUCGCUGUGCGUAUGGGUACCAACAUAGUCCCUUUCCUGAAGGGAGAGACAGACCCAUUGCAACUCAUGUUUAGUGACGAUAUCCUAGACCGCGUUUAUGACGAAGUUGUCGCUCUAGGAGACAUACCGGCCCUAUUCAAAGAAUACCUGCACCAUGUCUACCGCAAUUCUUCAAAUCUUCGAAUUCUGGAAAUUGGUGCUGGAACAGGUGCCUCAACUGCUCCUACUUUAAAUAUUCUCAGUCCUCUCAGUGAUGAUGACACUUCUUCCAACCUCACCUCACGGAUAAUCCAAUACACGUUCACAGACGUCUCGGCCGGGUUUUUCGAAAAGGCCAAAGAAAGGUUCAGCGCUUGGAGCGACAUUAUUGAGUUCAAAGUUUAUAAUGCUGAAAAGGAGCCGGCAAGUCAAGGUUUAGGAGUUGGUACAUACGACUUUGUUAUUGCUGGAAACGUUGUACACACAACCACUAGCCUGCGAAAGACCCUAUCUAAUAUCCACAAAUUGCUCAAACCCGGCGGCAAGCUUUUGAUGCAGGAAGGUACUCGCCAAAACUUCUUGUACUCUCCAGUUGCAUUCGGUCAACUACCCGGUUGGUGGCAAGGGACAGAACCUAGUCGCACCUGGAGCCCAUGGGUUCCAGCGGCGGUGUGGGAAACACAGCUUCGAGAGUCUGGGUUUGAUGGAAUAAAUCUAGAGUUUCCCGACUGCCAAAACCCCGAUCUUCACACGCAGAGUCUCUUCGUUGCUACGGCAAUCGAAGGGGCAAAGAAAUUGAAGGGAGAUGAUGUUGUGAUUGUUACUUCCGAGCAGUCAUCGCUUGAGCUUGUCCGAGCUGUAGAAGAUGCACUGAAAAGCCGUAUUGGCAAAGCCUCAUACCGCAUACUCGAUUUUAGAAAUCUACAGUCCGACAAGUCACUGUCCAGCAGCGUUUGCGUAUGCAUGGUCGAGUUAGAACGGGGGACUUUGUCUCAACUGACUGAAGAAGAGUAUUUGAACAUUCGUCAUCUCCUUUCAUAUGCAGCUGGGGUACUGUGGGUUACAGGGGACAUUGACCGCGAACCAACAUUAGGAAUGAUAGUUGGUAUGAUGCGGUCUAUUCGCUGGGAGCGUGAUGUUGAUGAAGCCAACCUUAUACUGCUUUCAACAACAGAGCCACGGCCUGCACUGAAUGACUUCGUUGCACAGAUCAUCCGCGUUUUUGAUAAACAGUUUUUCAGCGGGGCAUCUGAAAGCAGACCCAAUGCUGAAUAUACAUUGAAGGACGGAAUCAUAUACACGAAUCGUCUGAAAGACCAAGACUUAUCAAAUGAGUACUUGAACUCCAAAUUUGCCAGAUCGACGCCGAAGAUGAUACCAUUGGGUGAGGCAGGUAGGCCAGUAAAACUGAGCACCUCAGCUCCAGGAAUGCUGAACAAGAUUGAAUUCGUCACUGAUACUGUGUACAACGAACCCUUGGCCGACGACCUCGUCGAGAUUGAAGUCAAAGCCGUUGGUCUGAACUUUCGUGAUGUUAUGAUUGCCAUGGGUGAGCACAUGGCCUACUCCUUGGGAAAUGAAGCAGCUGGUAUUGUGUCUCGCGUGGGAGCCGGGGUUCCCGAUUUGAAAGUCGGUGACCGGGUUGUUUACAUGUGUGGAUUUGAGGCGGUUGGUUGCUUCCACACAUAUGGAAGAGUCCAGUGGCAGAACGUGGUCAAGAUUCCAGAUAGUUUGAGUUUUGAGGUUGCUGCAGGGUUACCUUGUGUUUAUUCUACGGUGUUAUAUGGCCUCUAUGAAAUCGCCCGCCUUUCCGAAGGGGAAACAAUCCUCAUUCACGCCGCAGCAGGUGGCGUUGGACAAGCUGCUAUCCACCUGGCUAAGAAUGUUGGCGCGGAGAUCUUUGCUACAGUCUCAUCUCACGAGAAGAGGACUUUGCUAAUGAAUGAGUAUGGCAUCCCAGAAGAUCACAUCUUCUCUAGCCGAGACGUUACCUUUGCCAAAGGUAUCAUGAGAAUGACCAACGGCCGAGGAGUGGACGUUCUUCUGAAUUCCUUGUCUGGGGAAGCUCUACGCAAAUCUUGGGAUAUUAUGGCACCGUUUGGUCGCUUCAUCGAGAUUGGUAAGAAGGAUUCUCAACUAGGAGGCCGUAUUGAGCUUUCACCAUUCCUUCGGCAGGCAAUGAUGGCCAGUGUCGAGUUGCCUAUGAUGAUGAAACAUAAACCCCUCGUGUUCCGUCGUCUCAUUGCGCAAACUGUACAGCUAUACGAAGAAGGAAAGAUUAAGCAGGCAAAACCCACACAAGUCUUGAGCUACGACAAGAUUGAAGAGGCGUUGCGUACGCUUCAGUCCGGAAGGGGAAUGGGCAAGAUUGUACUUGUCUCCUCACCAACAGAUGUAGUUCCUAUCGUUCCUGAACAGCCAGCUGAUUACAGGUUUGACAGCAAUGCAACAUAUUUCCUUGCAGGUGGACUUGGCGGUAUUGGUCGAAGCAUCGGCCAAUGGAUGGCGUCCAAGGGAGUGAAGCAUAUCGUCUUUUUGUCGAGAACUGGGAAGAUUACAGAGUCUGUGCAGAAGAUGAUUAAUGAUCUUGACAGUAAAGGUUGUCAGGCCCAUAUCUUUGCUUGUGAUGUCUCAGACAGCAAGCGUGUCCAGGCCGUAGUCGAGGAGGUUACCCAGAGUCUGCCACCAAUCAAAGGUUGCAUUCAGGGCUCCAUGGUCCUUCGAGACGGUAUGUUCGAAAAUAUGUCGUACGAUGACUUCCAGGCUGCUAUUCUCCCCAAAGUUCAGGGAUCAUGGAACCUCCACGAAUACCUCCCACGUACCAUGGACUUCUUUGUCAUGCUGUCAUCAGCCACAGGCAUCUUGGGUAAUCGAUCACAAGCCAACUAUGCGGCGGGAAAUACGUAUCAAGACUUCCUUGCGCGAUACCGUGUUUCACAGAACCUUCCUGCUACAAGCAUCGACCUAGGCACUGUGCUCUCGGUUGGUUAUGUGGCCGAACACCGAGAGAAUAUGACCACUCUCGCCAACGUCUUGGAGGUCAUUCGUGAAGAUGAAAUUCACACACUUCUUGAAUACGUUAUUGAUCCUCGCUGCAAGAAUGAAGAAGGUCUGGGACGCGCUCAGUUGGUUGUUGGACUGACCACGACUGAAUAUCUGAGACAGAGGGGAGUGCCGCCACUCUCUUAUCUGAGUUAUCCUCUCUUUACCCACCUCAAUACUACAUCGGUAUCUUAUAGACACCACAAGGGAGAGGAUCCGGCACAUCUAGCGGUCAUUGCAUUGCCGUACGCUACCACCAAGGAGGAAGCGGUAGGUAUUGUGCGUGACGGAAUUCGACAUAAACUUGCCUCUCUGCUGGCAAUCCCUGUCGAUAAUAUUGAUUCAAACAAAAGUGUGAGCAGCAACGGUGUUGACAGCCUGGUGGCUAUGGAGUUCAGAACAUGGCUGGUGAAGGAUCUUGGAGCAGAGGUGCCAUUGCUUGAGAUUAUGGGAACAGAAAGCUUGGCUACAAUUAGUGAAAAAGCUGCGACUGUCAGCAAGUUAGUGAGAUAA